ACGGGUCGCGGGCGGAUACGCGGCUCGGGCGGACACGCGGCUAUCGGUGCUCUCUGGGUUUUCCUGCUCCGGGCCUCCGACUUUCAGCUCCGCCAUGGCCCCCAAAGGCGGCUCCAAGCAGCAGUCCGAGGAGGACCUGCUCCUUCAGGAUUUCAGCCGCAACCUGUCGGCCAAGUCGUCGGCGCUGUUCUUCGGGAACGCGUUCAUCGUGUCUGCCAUCCCCAUCUGGUUGUACUGGCGCAUAUGGCAUAUGGAUCUCAUCCAGUCUGCUGUUCUCUACAGUGUGAUGACGUUAGUGAGCACUUACUUGGUAGCCUUUGCAUACAAGAAUGUAAAAUUUGUCCUCAAGCACAAAGUAGCACAGAAGAGGGAGGAUGCUGUUUCCAAAGAAGUGACCCGAAAACUUUCUGAAGCUGAUAAUAGAAAGAUGUCUCGGAAGGAGAAAGAUGAAAGAAUCUUGUGGAAGAAGAAUGAAGUUGCCGAUUAUGAAGCCACAACAUUUUCCAUCUUCUAUAACAACACUCUGUUCCUGGUUUUGGUCAUUGUUGCUUCCUUCUUUAUACUGAAGAACUUCAACCCCACGGUGAACUACAUUUUGUCCAUAAGUGCUUCCUCUGGACUCAUCGCCUUGCUCUCUACUGGCUCCAAGUAGACCGUGUAGCUUGGCCCCCUGCCUUUGUAUCUAUGUGUGGCCUGUGCUAUAUGGAAAAGUAUCAGGGUGGCCAGGUUGGGAGACACACAAGAUGUUUUUAUAGUCUGGAGUUGGAGGGUUUAAAAAUGCAAUAGAAUGUAAUUUAGUGUUUGUUUAUUGGCUCUUUUGACAGAUUGUUGAAAUUAAAUUGAAUUGAAAGGGAAACUCAGAGUACCAGGACAUUUAUUAAAAGGCAAGAAGUCUUGCAAUGUGCUCUAAUCACAAGAGGAGAAAAUAACUUGUUUCCUACAUCUGUCAGAGGUCAUGGUAACCUGGACUGAGCUGUUAUUAUUUAUAAUAGGAGGAAGAAGUUAAUAACUGGUUCUCUGUGUUCCAAGCACAAUAUUACAACUUUUGACUGUAAAUCUCAGUGAAUCUUCUUCCCAAGGGAUUAAACAGAAGUCUCUGAGUUUGUAAUUUAUAAUAACUCAAAAACAUGGCCUCUUCACUUUGAGGGAGAGAAACUUGCAACUUUUUUUUUUUUUUUAAAAGAAAGGCAGCCAAGGUAGUAACCUAAAAAUAGUCCCCAGCCUAUGAGUGUUGGCCUGUGAAACUAAAGCACACACUGUUCGGCUGUAUGGCUUUGGCCUUGGGCGGCCAGGGAGGUCAGCUUGACCCUGCCAUAUUGGUUUGAUGUGUGAAGUCACUGGAAUCAUUGUUUUCUGUGACCAGGCUCUCAGCACCACAGGCAGAAUAUUAAGUGAGAAAACACUUCUUUCCUGAUUAUUGACACAUGAGAGACCAGAAGAAUGUUUUGUGAACUUAGCCCUGGAAUUCAGUGAACUCUCCAAGGAAUUUACAGUGGUUUGAAAGGGUUGUCAGCAUUUUUCUAGGAGGGCUUGAAUAAGUCUGUCCCCUUUUGCCCAGGGUUCUUGUCGUUUGUGAGCAAAUGCUGAUCACACUUGUCUGGGGGUUAGCGAAGAGCGGCCUCACGUCAUGCCCCGCCCACCCCAUGUGUGCAGAUUCUGUGUGUGUGUACCAUAACGUCUAGAUUUAGAUGACUUCCCACUUAGGAUCACUGACUUCCUCGUCCUGUUCACUGUGCACCACACCCAGGACUCCUAGAAUGGCACCUCCGAGGGAAAUACUCCUAGUAUUUAGUUUCUACUUGUAAACUUCGGAGGAACGCAUGAUACUGUUUCUGAGUUUAAAGAUGUGUUCACCACGAGUUGAGCUGUUUGUGUGCUGGUAGGUGAAGUUUCAGUGGUCUGCAUUAAGAACUUAGGGAAGAUGGGAGGAGUGCCUUUGUACGGUCCCCUGACUUCUCAUUGUGUUGAAAAUCAUUUUAUCACCCUCCUGGAAGUGUUCAGUUCUUUUCUGUGGUACAUUGUUACCUGAGUGCCAUUACCAGGAAAUGUGGAAUGAGUAGGAAAAUGAGAGGAGAUUCAAUGCAAAGUACAUUUAGGUAACACACAUGAGGUAGGGUGUUUUGUUCUUCUGUUUUAAUCAGUAUUUGGCUGGUAAAGUUUGUGUACCAGUGUGUUUAUCUAAUAAAAUAAUUGGAUACACCGUCAAAUUGUUACUGGAGCUGGGCCAAGCACCUUCUAAGAGGCUGUUGUAAACUGGCCACUAGGUGGCAGUGCCUGUGUAGAUGGGGAGAAAGUUACCACCAUUAUUUGACAAUAUUGUUAGCAGCUCAGGAAUGGUGAAAUAGAGGUGCCAGCUUCAAAUUUUUAAUUCUCUUGAAUUAGUAACCAAAAAUUUGCUGGAAGAGUAAUUGUGUAGUGUUUUUCUGUCUUGAGUGUUUCCUACAGCUGUCUGUUUUUAAUUCUCAAAAUGUCCUCUAACUCUAUACUACCAGAUAAAUUUCUGUGUAUGAAGUCAUGUAGCCAGAUCACCAGCUCCCUUUAAGGAUUUAAUGUAUCAGUCCUUUACACUUAGAAAUAUGGACCCUGUCCCCUAAUCUCUUCUCCAUACCGAAUGUGGCAAAUAGAAUUAUGACGUGCUCAGUAAGACAUACAGAGACAGUAAAAUCCUGGCAGAGUUUUUAUCUUGAAAGGACCCAUAUGUAACACCAGUAAAACAGGACACUCAGAGUGCUUGCUUUCUUUUUCUGAGAUAGGUAGAAUCUUAGUGUUAAGCAUUUUUAUUCCUUGAUUUACUCAUUCAUAACUUAAUAGUAGUCUUGUAUCUAAAUUUACACCUUGCCCUGUUUGGUAUAUUGUUUUAACUUGGGAAGGAUAAUUUGAAAAAGGAUUUGAAGUUAAUUGAAAUAAUGGAAGUUGAAUUUAUACUCAACAUUCUUACAAAAAGUCUUGUUUUUAACAAGUAUGAUUAAACUUUGUUUUUAAAAAUG
This is a messenger RNA of Peromyscus californicus insignis, 2987 nucleotides long. RefSeq names its product signal sequence receptor subunit 3 (gene Ssr3). NCBI's taxonomy places the organism in Eukaryota, Metazoa, Chordata, Mammalia, Rodentia, Cricetidae. The transcript has 5 exons. The record is from RefSeq and is a predicted model, not a curated record. Gene Ontology annotation, cellular component: endoplasmic reticulum; membrane. Gene Ontology annotation, biological process: SRP-dependent cotranslational protein targeting to membrane. Bases 95 to 652 code for a protein of 185 amino acids.